Diuraphis noxia (Russian wheat aphid) is the source of this 2108-nucleotide messenger RNA. RefSeq names its product Rab interacting lysosomal protein like (gene Rilpl). Gene Ontology annotation, cellular component: cytoplasm; ciliary basal body. Gene Ontology annotation, molecular function: small GTPase binding; protein dimerization activity; dynein light intermediate chain binding. Lineage: Eukaryota; Metazoa; Arthropoda; Insecta; Hemiptera; Aphididae. Gene Ontology annotation, biological process: cilium assembly. The record is from RefSeq and is a predicted model, not a curated record.
ACUAAUAUUCGGUUGUCGUGAUAAGGAAAGUUACCCUACCCAUAUCGGCCAUAUUAUUCUCAUAUAUUACUCUAUACUUCUAUAGUCUAUACCGACAACGAGGAUGUAGUUGGAAAACGUUAUAUUUUUCUGAUUGUGCUACGACAAUAACAAUAAUACUCUAACAAGAUACAUUAUAAUUGAUAAUUUUCCGAACUUCGGAUGCCAGAAAGGUAGGCUAUAAUUGGAAGGAAUUCAUGGAUGAAGGAUUAGCUGGCUCAAAAAGACUGCUUCAGCUGGACUGUUUUCGAGAGCCUUCGUUAUCAGAUUUUUGGGUCUUUUAAAGGUCAACAGGUCCAUUGAUUAUAGAUACCGAGUAAUAAAAAGUCGAUAUCAAUACCCUAUUCGUUUCGUUUGCUCCCGCGUUCAAACGCUGUCUGUAUCUAUCUCCUAAUCGUUUUUAUUGCCUACGUUCUAAGGGUUUGUCCGAACCGAAAUAGAAACCGAAAGCACCGCCGUCCGUGCUCUGUGAUCUACUAUCCACUCAGUAUUCAGUCAUAGUUCUGUCAAGUGCCAAUGUUAUUGCACGUUUUCGGUACUGCAAAAAUGGAUAACUACAAGUGUUCACUGUCCGUCAUCGACGUCUACGAUAUGGCGCAGGACAUAGGACGAGAGUUCGAGACCAUUAUAGACGCGUAUGGCACUGAUGCUAUAACAGGAUUAAUGCCCAAGGUAGUAUCCGCCCUAGAACAGAUGGAAAUAUUGGCUUUGAAAAAUGAACGAGAGAACACAACUGUGGACGACCUGCGAGCGACGAUACAACAACUGGAAAUGGACAAACAGGAACGGACCGAAGACAGGAUCAAAUAUGAGAAGGAAAUGGAACAAAUUGAAGAUAAGUGGCGAGAAGACUAUAACGAAUUGUUGACUACUGUUUCUAGACUUCAAGAUGAUAAUCGUAAAUUGACCGAGUCUUUGCAAGCUGCUGAAAAGGAUAAAAUUGUUGAUUCAAAAUCACAAGUUUUAAGUCCAGAUGUUGAUACUGUUGCUCUUCAACGCCUACGUCGUACUGUAGAUCAAAUGCGUGAUAGUAUUAGAAGUUAUGAACAUCAAUUAAAUUCAAAGAGUAAUGAAGUUGAUUCUUUGACUGUUCAAAUGGAUAGACUGCAAACCACUUUGAAAGAUUUGCGACGUAAGCAUCGUUUUGCUCAACUACAAUGUCGUGGUUUAGUUGAAGAGAGGGCAGAUAUUCUUUCCCAACUACAAAAACAGCAAAAAGAAUUUAUAUCACUUAGACAAAGGUUUGGUGUAGCACAAAAAGAAAAUGAAGAUCUCUCAAAAUAUAGAGAUGAUUUGCCUGAUUUAAAAAACAAAGCCAUAUAUGAUUUAGAUGAUCCAGAUAGACCAAAGUUUACUACCAAUGAAUUGAAAGAUAUUUUGACUGAACGCAAUGAUCUGAAAACUCGUGUUAAUGAUCUUGAAGAUGAACUCUCACAGUAUAGGCCAGCUGAAUUAUUGACAAUAUCCCAGGAAAGGGAUGAAAUCCAAGAAACGCGGGUACGAAGAAUUUUGCUACGAAACUGUACAACCAGAACAGACAGUCACCGAAAAAAUCCUGACACCGCUUCGGGCAAUAAGGAAGACACGCAAGUGUCAGUCAUCACCCCAGAAAAUUUAUCAGAUGUAACAUCCCCAACCAGGUCUGACGAUGAACAGGAAGAAGGGCCUGUUCAAGGACCAUUACCUUUAGAACCUGAUGAUGCACCAUGGAAACGAAAUCCAGAAUCUGGUAUUCGUAAACUUUUUCGUAAGAUGUUUGCUGAAACUAACAACUCUUUAUUUUCUAAGACUAGUCCUAAACAUCCUAAGUUAUCGUUAUCCAAAAUGGCUGUAUCCAUUGGUAAUUCGUCUAUUAUGGGACCGUCUGAAGUGUGAUAAUUAAAACAUUGAUCUCAAAUUGAAUUAUUGUUUAUUAAUCAUUACAAGUAUUAUUUUAAAGCACACACAUAGCUAAAUUUUAAGGGAUCAGUAAACAUAAGUAACUAAAAAUCAAAUGAACUUAUUAUUAUAAUUUUUUUUUUUUACAUAUAUAUUUUAUAAUACUUUUACCGUGAUUACUUAUUAUUAAU